AGUUGAAAUAAACUCCUAACCCAGGUAGUGUAGCAUGUUAUUUUGGAACUAGAAGAUAAUUCUAGAAAAUAUGACUGUUGUCUACUACUCACUCAGAUAAAGUUGCCCCUACUACCGCUACAAAUCUACCAAUAACCUCAAUUUCUAUACUUGGCAACUCAACUAUUAUAUUUGUCUAGUGUUGUACAAAGUAGGCUUAGUAGAUUUAGGAUUUUGUCGUUUUGUUCUGUAUCUACAUUAAUAUAAUAAAGAGGAUUUUUUUUGUUUCCCGAGCAGAACACGGCCUCUUAGGCUGAACGAGAUGCCAAAUACAUAUAAAAAAAGUUGUGUGCAUCGAUUUGAAAAAUUCUUUCACUGUGUUGGAAAGCUGCACUCUUCCCGUAUAUCUAUCUAUAUUUUAUCUUGGUACGGGCAGAGGCUCCCAAGGGACGCGGAAAAUAUAUUUUCAGUUACGUGCACAUGUGUACCUAUAGCUCAUACACGCACUAUCGAUUCAUUCUCGAUGGUUUCGACAUUUAAGAACAACACUAAAAAGGUUUCGGGUUGCGGGAGGGUGGGCAUCUAUAUAAACAACAAACCUUUGUUUGUAGCGAAGUUCGUCGAUACUCGUUUAGCGUCAUUUGAUUUAGCGUCCAUCUGACGCAGUAGCGCGCAGUUUGUGUCGUAGUAUUGUUGUUAUUUACAUUGUGUAAUGGCCGAAGCGCCUGAGAGCGAGCCCAUGCCGUCUUCUAGCGAAGGCGGGGUCGGGCCCGACGUGAAAGAUGCCGAUGAGCCAUUGACUAAAAAACGUAAAAUAACUGAGAAAGAAGGGAGCGACAAGCUCGAGCACAGGCUGGGGGGCAUCCUGUGCUGCGCAGUUUGCUUGGACCUGCCGCAGGCGGCCGUGUAUCAGUGUAGCAAUGGACACCUGAUGUGUGCUCCAUGCUUCACGCAUUUGCUCGCGGACGCGCGGCUGCGCGACGAGGCGGCCACGUGCCCCAACUGUCGCGUGGAGAUCUCCAAGACGUCGGCGUCGCGCAACCUGGCCGUGGAGAAGACGGUGUCGGAGCUGCCGUCCGAGUGCAAAUACUGCACGUGCGUGUUCCCGCGCCACUCGCUGCAGCACCACGAGGAGAACACGUGCGAGGAGAGGCUGACGGGCUGCCGCUUCGCGUGCAUCGGCUGCCCGUGGCUGGGCCCGGCGCACGAGGCGCGCGCGCACGAGGCGGCCUGCGCGCACCCCGGCAAGUCGGCGGCCGACGUGGUGGCCACGCUGGCGGAGCGCGAGCGCCGCGCCCGCGACGCGCACGCCGUCUACAGCCAGGUGCUCGACCUGCUCUCCUACGAGAAGAUUACCUUCAAUGACCUGCAGCUGAAGCCGUACCGCACGGAGGAAUUCGUGCACAAGCUGUACUACGAGACGUCACGGUUCUCCGCGUUCGGCCACCAGUGGGUGGUGAAGGCGUUCGUGAACAAGAACCAGCGCGACCCGACGCAGAGCUCGCAGCGGGAGAUCACGUACCAGGUGAGGCUCGACGAGCGGCGCGGUGCGGCGCGGUGGCGCGGGUGUGUAACGGGAGCUUGCGCAGCUGAUCCUGAAGAGCAAGGCGGCGUGCGCGCUGGCGGUGCAGUGGGUGGCGCUGCGCGGCCCGUACGGCGAGGCGCGCGUGCGGCCCGAGCUGGCGGCGCACAGCUUCCACGACGACGCGCCCGACGCGCCGCCGCUGCCGCUGCCGCUGGCCGACGACAACGACACCAACCGCCUGCUCUCCAACAAGGCCAUACACUUCAGGCUCAUAAUGUUCCUGUCGUCCAAGUGAUGGGCUGCGGCGCGGGCGCCGGGCGGCGAGUGACGUCACGCCGUCACACUCCGCGUUACCAAAGAACAAUGCAACCACACACACACACACACCCUCACACACACACGCGCGCGCGCGCGACAUCCUCACACUCCCACCACACAUCCUACACAUCGACUUCAUAACUCAAAAUCAUUUAUUUCUCGAAUAAAGCAAUACCGAGAUUUUUAUGUAUUUGUGAUAUAGCUAGCUACUAUUUAAUUAUGAGAUGUCUUGUUAGAAUUGAUCUAUACAAGCAUUCAUAGCAUUCUGUCCGCUUUUUAUAAUAUUACUUAAUUGAUAUUUUUGCGUUACAAAUCGUAGUGGAACGGAAAUUCAAAAGCAGAGGUUCGAGAUUAUAAUUGAGUACAAAUUUCUAUUUAUUGGUGAUUAUUUGUUGAGUCGUUAGUGAUGUAAGUAUUGAUAGAUGUUAUUAGGUGUAAGCUUUUCGCUUAAACACAUUCAGUGCGGCUACUCUGGUAAUGGCGUCAUAUCCGAUACAAUGCGUCAACCUAGUAUGUUACAAGCCACGCACCACACACCAUAUCUAAAUCGGCAGCUUUUACGAUGUAGCUAUGUAGGUACGAUUAUAACUCAAACAAGUACUUACCAGAGUGACUGUAUUGAAUAAAACGAACAUUUUAACUUGGUAUUCAUUUAUUUGGUAACAAUAAUGGCCAUAAAAUUUGUAUACGUAUUUAUAAAAAUAUUUUGAAGAGUUGUGUUUAUAUAAAUCUUAUGUAUUUUGCAUGCAUGUGUUUUACUGAACGGCUCCGACCGCUAACUUUAUGUAUUGAGUAAUCAAAUUAAUUAUUAUAUUUUAAAGUAACACCUGGAGCCGUGUUACAAUCAUUAUUUUAUAGUGAAUUACUUUAGAUAUAACUUUGGGUUUUGAUUAAAGUGCUAAGUUAUUGAA
Helicoverpa armigera (cotton bollworm) is the source of this 2733-nucleotide messenger RNA. RefSeq lists its product as uncharacterized. Gene Ontology annotation, cellular component: nucleus. The transcript has 5 exons. NCBI's taxonomy places the organism in Eukaryota, Metazoa, Arthropoda, Insecta, Lepidoptera, Noctuidae. The record is from RefSeq and is a predicted model, not a curated record. Bases 692 to 1963 code for a protein of 423 amino acids.